Sus scrofa (pig) is the source of this 1857-nucleotide messenger RNA. The record is from RefSeq and is a predicted model, not a curated record. Lineage: Eukaryota; Metazoa; Chordata; Mammalia; Artiodactyla; Suidae.
AUGUCAGAACUGCUCCGAAUCAACAGCCCUGACAGCACGAUCAACUGCAUCAACUACAUCAGACCUUUGACUGUUCCCCUCAAUGCUGCCAAUGGUGUCAUCACUUUUGAUACUUUAAUGCUGUCCCUGUGGCACUGGGCCGGGGAUCAAACAAGGGCCUCCACAGAGGGCCAGGGACCAAACCCGCAUCUUCGGGGUUCCUUGUCGGGUUUGUUACUGCUGAGCCACAAGGGGAACUCCCUACGCAGGGAACUUGUUCUCGUCGUUCUCACUGUGUUGUUGACAACUUCCCAGGGCUCCGGAUCCCGGCGCCCCGCCCGACCCCGCCCCUGGCGACCGGGAGGCGGCUUCGCCCGGCGGCCCCGCGGGGCACCAGCAGCUGCCGCGGGGGUUGGAGGAGGUGGAGGGCGCCCGCCGAGCAGCGCGCCUCGCAGCUGCAGCCACGCGAUCCGCUUCCCGCCUCCGUCCCUGUGUCCCCGGGGCCGGCAGGAGGCCCCCGGCUCCGGGCGCUGGGUGGGAAGCCGCACCAGACCGAUGGGGGCGGCGGUGGCAGCCCUGUCCGGCCUGGCCGUGCGACUGUCGCGCUGGGCCGCGGCGCGCGGCUCCUACAGCGCCUUCUGCAAGGGGCUCACGCGCACGCUGCUCACCUUCUUCGACCUGGCCUGGCGGCUGCGUAUGAACUUCCCCUACGUCUACGUGGUGGCUUCGGUGAUGCUCAACGUGCGCCUGCAGGUACACAUUUAGAGCAACUAACUUUGCGGCAUUAGGGGGACCCCAGCAGGAUGGCUGACCGCCACUCACCAGCUCACCCGCCCUAGAGCAAAGUGACCAGCUCGCCACGCGCACAGACUCGCCAGCCCGUCCUGCCACUGCCCCUUCUCGUCAUAUAAAUGGGAGGCUGGAAAUCAUUAUUUGCGGGAAGCCUGCAAUAUAACCAAAAAGCCUAAGACACAACGAAAAAUUGAAUCUCGGAGUUCCCGUGGUGGCUCAGCGGAAACUAAUCUGACUAGCAUCCCUGACGACGCAGGUUCAAUCCCUAGCCUCGCUCAGUGGGUUAAGGAUCCUGUGUUGCCGUGAGCUGUGGUGUAGGUCGCAGAUGCGGCUCGGAUCUGCUAUGGCUGUGGCUGUGGUGUAGGCUGGCAGCUACAGUUCCCAUUCAACCCCUAGCCUGGGAACCUCCAUAUGCCAUGGGUGCGGCCCUAAAAAGACAAAAGACAGAAAAUAAAAGUUGAAUCUCAAGGAAACAGCUAAUUCGAGGGACAGAAAAAAAAAAAAAAAACAAACUUCAAACUCUCAAAAUCCUCAGAAAUAUUUGAGUUCUUGCAUCCAUAAAACAAAAGACAGCACGAACACUGGGAAAUGACAGUGAACACAGGAUGCCCAAAGGGGGCAAAAAGGAAAAGUUACCAACAGCUUAAAUAAGACAGACUGUACAAGAAUGGCCCAAAUAGGCACAUCUAUGUAAAAAAGUGAAGAUCCUUCCAAUUGAACGGAAAAUUCUAAGCCAUAGAUGGGUGGAGUCAGAAGUUGGAGGAAGUUAAUCAUUUGAUCUGGAAGGCAUACAUUUCUUCAUCCCCAAAGGAAAAAAAAAAAAAAAAAAAAACGACGGCAAACAAACUACAUGGAAAAACAAAUACUUCAAAUUGUACAAGAGAACAUGUUUCAAAUAUUAAGCAACCUCAGAUGUGUCCUGUUUUUCAACCUUUGCCUGGAAUGUGAGAAAGGGAAUCAACUUGAACGCUUGGCACAUGGACCAAGACUCUGCAAUCACAGAAGAGAAAAUCCAGUCAUAGAGCGAGCAGCUCAACUUUGCUAUUCAGUGAAUAGGGUUUAAAUAAUCACUACAGUGGGACUCUU